Molecule: messenger RNA, 1767 nt
Organism: Phaedon cochleariae (mustard beetle)
Lineage: Eukaryota; Metazoa; Arthropoda; Insecta; Coleoptera; Chrysomelidae
Source: the annotation of a GenBank genome assembly
AUGAUAUGUUUCUGCUGUCUGUCUACUUUCAACGGGCUGAAAUCAAUAACUGAACAUUAUAGAAUUGUACAUAAGCUCAACGAAACAUCAACUUAUGAAUGUUUGGAAAAUGACUGUCAACGAAAAUUUGGAUGCUACAAUUCAUACAGAAAGCAUAUAACCAGAACGCACUUCCAUACAAAAUGCAAUGACAUUGGAAAGCAAUCGAAAAUCGAUACGAUCAGUAAAUCUCCAAAUUCUGAUAGAAUUGGGAAUUAUGAUAAUUCUAGUAGUCAGAGUGAAGUUCUACACCACAAUGCUGAUGAAGUAAUUAAUAAUGUACAAACAGAUAAUGUAGUUGAAGAUGAACCGCUUGUUGAACCAUCAGAAGACGAUGUUGAGGCAGAAAAGGAAGCAUUUCUUCUAGCAAUACAAACCUUCACAUCUGAGCUUUAUGCUCUGAAUUUGCCAAGAUCAUACGUUCAGAUCAUCAUCGAGAAAAUAACAAAACUAUUGAACCACAAAUUAGUGACUAAUUUGAAAAACACCAUUUUACGUACAAUCCUCGGUACGAUGACCGAUGAAAAUUCAUCUAGUAUGCAGAAUAUAAUGUCUAGAAUCAAUACAUCAUUCUGUAGAAUUCAAAAUCCAUUUGAAGGUGCCUUGAGCGAGUAUACGAGAUUGAAACAGAUUAAUGCUAGCGGAUAUUUAAUAAAGCCCUGUGAAAAGGUUGUGGGUAGUUACCUGACUAUCAAGAAUAAUGCAAAAAAACCUACAACAAUAUCUUAUGAGAAUCUUACUAUUCAAACAGUAGAUAUGAAGCGUGUAUUGAAAAAUGUAUUCGAGAUGCCAAAUUUUUUCAAGAAGAAAACCCUGAAAAUGAGACUUGAGAAAACGCUGGAGGGAAAAGUUAUUUUAAUGUUUGCUGAGAAAAACAAAAUCAAUAGAAGGCAUCUUGCUAAAUUUCUCGUCGAAGAAAAGAUGGACGGUGAUGUGAAUAGAAGGAUAACCAAAGAAGAAUUUGAGCGAAUGGCAGCAGAAAUUGUUGAUGCGUUUCCUUCUGAAACGAAGGAAAUUUAUUUUAUUCCAUCUAGGAGGAUUAUGAAUAAAAAAAUCAGUGCGAAAGGGAUUCUCUACGAUCACUAUUGUAAUAAGAGAAAGAGACUAAUUAAACUUGGACUCGUACAGAAAUCUUCAGCAUCAGCGCAAAUUACAUCAGGGAAUAUCGCUAUUGAAUUAUCCCUAAACGAACAAGAGGAUAUCACUUGGUUGAGAAACUCUAUCGAACCAUGGACUAUUGUCUUAGAAAAAUGGAAGUUGCCAGCCGACGACCUGCCCAAUAGUGAAGUAUUGCCGCUUCUUAUACUCCCACUAUACUUUCCACCAAAAAAAAUCAAGAAUACUAGCUGGAGACCAUCAAAAAUGGAAAUUCAGGAGGGGUUCAUUCUUUUUGUCAAGAACGUUGCAGAUAUUCAACCACAUUUGUUCUACAAGAGGAACAAAUAUGAGAAAUUGAAGUUGACAAUGCAACCAAUACCCAUAUUCAUAGGUGAAAACUAUACAAAAAUUGAAAAAUCAUUCGUUAGCAUCAGCGACAUUUUCUGGGAGGUUCAAUCACCAUUGCAAGCGAUUGAUAUUUGUUUCAAAUGUUUCCAUGUUUUUGAUGCCAAAUAUCCAGUGGAAUCUGACAUGAUCUGGCUCUUCAUACAACAAACUUUGUAUGAUAUACAUACCAGCUAUGACACAGAUUAUGUAUCUUUGAAAUCACUGCAAUGUGAAAUUGAUUGA